Molecule: messenger RNA, 13365 nt
Organism: Macrobrachium nipponense
Lineage: Eukaryota; Metazoa; Arthropoda; Malacostraca; Decapoda; Palaemonidae
Gene: ds
Product: protein dachsous-like
Biological process (GO): homophilic cell-cell adhesion
Cellular component (GO): plasma membrane
Molecular function (GO): calcium ion binding
Source: RefSeq, a predicted model, not a curated record
GUGGGUGUAGGUUAUGUUCGCUUGUCGUGUGCAGUGAUUAAGUGUAAAACGGAAUCAAAAAGUGGAUUUACUCUUUACAAAUUGUGAUUACUGUGUGGAUAUACGGAUUAUCUCAUGCUGCAAUGGAUGAACUGUUCCGUGUAAGGAGUGAGGGUGGCGCAGCCAUGUUACCUUGGGUGUAAGAGGUAGUGUGGUGGUGAUCCCCGAAUCAGAGCAUCCUCUCCGCUGGAAGGUGCACACGUCCUCACCCAAGGGAGUCAUCCCUGCUGCCGCACCAGUGCCAGUGGGAGUGCCGCAGGGGUCCGGGCGCUACCCUGCCGGCUCAGGCUCGGCGACGACGUCCCUUGAUGCGUAGGAGAGGAGAGGAGAGGAGAGGAGGGAAAGUGCCAAAUGACGGGGAAGUCUAUUCGGGUGCUGGGCCAAGUGGAGUCUUGAUCGCUUAAUUAUUAAGUUUCCGGCGGGACGUCCAUGAGAAAAUCGAAAAGUUGAAGCGUGUAAUCCUUACAAAAAAGAAAAGAGAGAGUGCUUUACGGUGUCUAGUUUGCCGGCGUCGAGUGCCUUAGUGUGAAGGAGUGCCGUGUCCUAAAGAAAGCGCGAUUUCUUUUUUUCGAGGUUCGUCGAGUGAGCGCGAGAGUUGUCGUAGUGAUGUUGAUGAUGUUGGUCCAGCGGCAUUAUGUGUGAAAAGUGUCACUCUGGGGGGUUGGGGGAGGCACACCACCACCCCGGCGGCAGCCCCUCCUCCUCCGCCCCCACGACGCCUCCCUGCAGCAGUGGCCGAUCCUGCUGGGGGAGUCGCUGGGGGGACGUGGUGAUGGCGCGGCCACCCGCGGUCACUGCCAAGGGCGUUGGUUCGAGUGCGGUAGUGGCGAGAGGAAGCGUCAGUGCCAAUGAUUGGAGGGAUUCCAGAAGAGUGCCAAGAAGAACAGUCGUUGUGAGAGGCCCCGUGAGGACUCCCGCGUGGGCGGCCAUGUUAUCUCUAGUAAUAACUUUAUUUCUUGCUCCCGCGUCAGGGGAGUACGUGCGAGAGUUCGAAGUGUCGGAGGGCGUGCCCAUAGGGACGAUCGUCGGUCGCAUCGGGGACAGCAAUCCUGGGCAGCCCUCGCCGCCCCAGCCGCCCUACCUAAUCGUGCCAGUGACCGGAAGCAAAGUGGACGAGGACCUCAACAUCGACGAGGACACUGGCGAGAUCAAGACGAAGGUGUUGCUCGACCGAGAGCUCCGGUCCCAGUACUCCCUUCAGGCGAUACACCAGAACGGCGAGGGCAUCAGGGUCGUCAUCAACGUCAAGGACGAGAACGACAACGCCCCGACGUUUCCCGCUCCCGUCAUGAACAUCGACUUCCCCGAAAAUACUCCGCGGGACGUCAAGCGGAAUUUGGCGCCUGCCAAGGACAAGGACUUGGGCAUCUUCAACACCCAGCGUUACGAGAUCAUCUCCGGCAACUUCGACAGCGCCUUCCGCCUGUCGUCGCACCGCGAGAGGGACAACGUCCUGUACCUCGACCUGCAGAUCAAUGGGUUUCUAGACAGGGAGACGACCGCCUUCUACUCCCUCUUGAUAGGGGCCUGGGACGGGGGCACCCCGCCCCGCAAGGGCUCCAUGACUGUCAACAUCACCAUCCAGGAUGUGAACGACAAUCAGCCCAUAUUCAACCAGAGUCGCUACUUUGCCACGGUGCCCGAAAAUGCCACCAUCGGGACGUCGGUCCUGCAAGUCUUGGCCACGGACACGGACGCCGGGGACAACGGCAAGAUCACCUACUCCAUCAACCGGCGGCAGAGCGACCGCGAAAACAUGUUCCAGAUCGACCCCAAAUCGGGCGUGAUCUCCGUCAACCGACCUCUGGACUUCGAGACCAAAGGGAUACACGAGCUGGUCGUCGUGGCGCGGGACAACGGCAAGCAGCCCCUGGAGACCACCGCCUUCGUCUCCAUCCGCGUCAUCGACGUCAACGACAACCAGCCCACCAUCAACCUGAUCUUCCUUUCCGACGACGCCACGCCCAAGAUCUCCGAAGACGCCCAGCCGGGCGAGUUCGUGGCCCGCAUCUCCGUCAACGACCCCGAUUCCAAGGAGGAGUACGCCAACGUCAGCGUGACGCUGGAAGGCGGGGACGGCCACUUCAACCUGACGACGCAGGACAGCAUCAUUUACCUGAUGGUGGUGUCGCGGCCGCUGGACCGCGAGGUGAAGCCCAACUACACGCUGAUCGUCUUCGCCACCGACCAAGGGAACCCGCCCCUGCACGCCUCCCGGAAGUUCGACCUGCAAGUGACGGACAUGAACGACAACGCCCCCGAAUUCGACCAGACAGUGUACCACGCCAACGUACUGGAAGUGGCCGAUCCAGGGACGUCAGUCUACCAGCUGUCAGCUCUGGAUCGGGACGAAGGCAACAACUCGGUCAUAACGUACUCGAUACGGGACACGCCAGAGACUCACUCGGACUGGUUCCAAAUAGACGCGCGGACGGGUUUGAUCACGACACGGACGCACGUGGACUGCGAAACGGAACCGGUGCCACAGAUCACGGUCAUAGCAACGGACUCGGGCUCGCCGGCACUCUCCUCCUCCACCACCGUCAGGGUCACGAUUCGUGACGUCAACGAUAACGAGCCCAUAUUCGACCAGAGCUUCUACAACGUCUCCGUCCAGGAGUCGGAAGCCGUCGCCAACUGCAUAUUAAAGGUCUCGGCCACAGAUCCGGACUGCGGAGUGAACGCCAUGGUCAAUUAUACAAUAGGCGACGGUUUCAACCGCUUCAAAGAGUUCGAGAUCCGCCCGGCGACGGGCGACAUCUGCAUAUCAGGACAGCUAGAUCACGAGACGAGAGCGGUCUACGAAUUUCCGGUCGUGGCCACGGACAGAGGUGGCCUGAGCACAACAGCAGCUGUGAAAAUCCAACUCUUGGACGUCAACGACAACCGUCCAACCUUCUACCCUCAGCAGUACAACGUCUCCCUCAGAGAGCAGCACAAAUCGACAUCACCUGUAGUAGUGGUCGUGGCCACUGAUAAAGAUGCUGGGAUAUACGGACAGGUGACCUAUGAAAUCAUGGGUGGGAACGACGCCGGCAUCUUCCGAAUCAACGGCAAAACCGGAGAGAUUUUCGUCACACGCUCCUUGUCCAAAUCCACGCCCAUGUACCACAUCAACGUCUCCGCCCGCGAUGGGGGUGGCCUCAGGUCGGAAGUGGAAGCGGAAGUCGCUAUAUCCGUUAUAGACACGAAUCAGGAGCCGCCCAUCUUCGAGAAACCUAGGUACACCUUCGGCGUAGCUGAAAACGUAUCGCGAGAUUCCGUCGUGGGAAUUGUCACGGCUACGUCCAGUGGCAGAGGUGGAGGCGAAGUCCGCUACAACAUCUACUCGGGAGAUCCCAACGGCUACUUUAGCAUCGAUAGUCUGAGUGGCACUCUGAGGACGGCCUCGCCCCUGGAUCACGAGUCGCAUCCUUUCGUCCUUCUCAACGUCCUGGCCACGGCUGGCAAUCCUCCCACUUACGGCCAUACGCAGGUGAACAUCAGCAUCUGGGACGUGAACGACAACGCCCCCGAGUUCGACGUCAGUACGAUGAAGUUGUCGGUGAGGGAGAACGCCGUGUUGAACGUCACCAUUUACGUGGCCCACGCCACCGACCACGACUCCGGCGACAACGGCGUCGUCACUUACGAGCUCAUCCAGAAUCCAGGGCAGAUGUUUCAGAUUGAUGAGGACCAGGGAAUCUUAAUGCUGGCGCAGAUGCUGGACUACGAAGCGGUGCAGAAAUACACCUUGAUCAUCGGUGCCAAGGACAAGGGUGAUCCGAGACUGUCCUCCAACCUCACGGUCAACCUCGAGGUCCAAGACGUGAACGACAACCCGCCUGUGUUCGACAAGUCCUCCUACACCGUCAACGUUCUCGAGUCUCUUCCAGCCAACUCCCAGUUCCUGCAGGUGACGGCUGUCGAUCUGGACACCGGGAACAACGCUCGGCUGACCUACACCAUCAAGGAGAAGGAGUUCGAGAACAUCUUCGGUGUGUUUCCGAAUUCCGGUUCUCUGUACCUGAAGGAGGUGUUGGAUCGUGAGACGCGAGACAGCUACGUCUUGACUGUCAUCGCCACAGACAAUGGCACUCCUGUGUCCACAGCCUCCACCACCGUCACUAUCAGCGUGCUGGACGCUAAUGACAAUUCGCCCUCAUUUUCACAGCAGGUCUACGAAUUCACGGUCGAAGAGAACCUCAGUUCGGGAACGGUUGUCGGGAGUGUUUCGGCCGAGGACCGAGAUCUCGGGAACAAUGCCUCCUUGAGGUACUCCCUCCAGUCCACUGAUGGCUCUUUCCACAUCAACCCGGUUACAGGUGAAAUCGUCAGUCGCAAUGCCCUCGAUCGAGAGCUGAAGGCAGUCUACGAGGUCACCGCCGAAGUGCACGACGAGGGGCGCCCUCCACGCCAUGCCCGUGCCACAAUUAGGGUCCUGGUCACCGACGUCAACGAUAACUCCCCUACGUUCAUUGAGCCACGAGAGGCUUCCGUGGGCGUCCACGAAGAACAGCCUGCUGGCACCGAAGUCCUUCAGGUUCGUGCCACUGACAGAGAUGAGGGUAAUAAUGCCUCCAUCACAUACUCUUUCAUCACAAAUGAUGAGUCGGACGAUGAUGCAGCUUUCACCAUCAAUCCGAGCACAGGAGUCAUCACGACAACCAAGGUUCUAGAUCACGAGGCGAAGAAAGUCUAUCGCGUGGUGGUGCAAGCGAGCGACCAGGGCAACCCACCUCGGAACGUCACCAAAGUCAUCAAGAUAGAGGUGUUAGAUUUAAAUGACCAACGGCCUACUUUCCCCUCGUCGUCGAUGACGUUCAAAUUGAAAGAGGGCGUCAGAGUUGGCGAGGAAGUGGGUUCUGUUAUCGCCGUGGAUCGAGACAGAGGGGAGAACGCCCGGGUCAUAUACACCAUUCUCUCUGGUAACAAUUUUGGAACCUUUGAUAUCAACAAGACCACCGGACAGGUUUUCACAGCCCGGGAGGUCGACUACGAAGAAGCUGCCGAAUACAUCCUCGAGGUAAAAGCAGAAGACUCGUCAGCCGCCAAUCCUCAGAGCUCGAUCAUCAAUGUCAAAAUCGAAAUUCAGGACGAAAAUGAUCAGUCUCCCGUCUUCAAAGAUGACCCCAUCACGUUUUCCAUCAACGAGAGCACUGCCAUUGGCACACCCGUGUGGAACUUCACUGCAACUGACCUCGACUCUGGUGACAACGGAUACAUCCAAUACUCUCUGACCCAACAGUCUCCGAAGAAAGUCUUCAAACUGGAUGCCACUUCAGGGGUGCUGACGCUGAUGGCACCGCUCGACUACGAAGAGCAUCGCGAAUACACACUGGUCGUGACGGCCUCGGAUCAAUCUCGGGAUGAGAGUCAUCGCCGCCAAGCGUCAGUUACUGUUCGCAUUCUGAUCGAGGACUACAACGACAACUCCCCGAAGUUCGUGUCGCGCGGGCGCGUCGACAUCAUGGAGGAUGAGCCUAAAGAUUACCCAGUUCUGCACGUGAUAGCCACCGACGAAGAUUCCCUCGACAACGGCCGUGUCACGUACAUCAUCACUUCGGGCAACGAGGACGGCAGCUUUUCUCUGGACUACGAGACUGGAAUCCUUACGAUUGUCAAGACGCUGGAUCGUGAACACGCCACUCAUUACCACCUGAACGUCACUGCCAGUGAUCACGGUCAGCCACCGCGAUCUGCAAUGCAGGUAAUCGAGGUGUUUGUCGAAGACGUCAACGACAAUUCUCCGAAAUUCAGUCAGCCUGUGUAUCACGCUAAUGUAUCAGAAGGGGCUCCUCCAGGGGCGUCUGUCAUAAAAGUGACGGCCUCUGACCGCGACAGCGUCCCUAACAGUAAUCUGACUUACAUCAUACCAGCAGGAAUUGGCGACAAUAAAUUUCGCAUUGAUCCGGCCAACGGCAUCAUACACACCGUCACAUCUCUCGAUCGAGAAGUCAAGGAGCAGUACAACUUGACUGUUUACGUACGAGACGGCUCUUUCCCGGCCCAGUACGACACAGCUUCGGUUCUGGUGACCUUGACUGACAUCAAUGAUCACGAUCCUGAAUUUCGCGACUCGUGCUAUCCGCUGAGAGUCCCCGAGAACACUGACCUUUCAGUGAUACACACGGUGUUAGCAACGGACAAAGAUGACGGCACGAAUGGCGAAGUGAGGUACUCCAUUACCGACGGCAACGUGAACAACAAAUUCAGCAUUGACUCGUACUCGGGCCAGCUGUCGUCACGGCGCCUCGACAGAGAAGCGCAGUCCAAGUAUUACUUGGUGAUCACCGCUGAGGACCGUGCGACCCCGUCAUCGAGGAGGGGAAUUUGUAAUAUCACGAUCACGGUGGAGGACCUGAACGACAACGAACCGAAGUUCUCCCAGAAUCGUUACACGGCGUCGCUAGCUGAAGACGCCCCACCGGAUACGACGGUGCUCACCGUCAGGGCUACAGACGAAGACCAUGGGGAAAACUCACGUAUCACGUAUUCGCUGAGUAACGAAACCGUGUGGCUCUUCAAGAUUGAUAAUGAGACUGGUGCUAUUACAACUGCGGGAUAUUUUGACUAUGAGAAAGAGAGCGUCUACACGUUCGAAGUUCGAGCGACUGACGGUGGUCGAUAUGAUGUCCGUUCCGGUGUGGCCCAGGUGCAGAUCACCAUCACUGAUGUUAACGACAACAAACCCGUCUUCAACUCUUAUCCCUUCACUGUCAGUGUGCCAGUCUAUUCCCAGCCGGGUCACCAGCUAUUGCAGGUCACUGCCAGCGACAAAGAUGAAGGUGUCAACGCAGAUAUAGUUUACAGCUUAGUGAACGAACCUUCGAACAACAAAUUCCGAAUCAAUCCCGAGACGGGCAUCGUCACAGCAACGAGUCCCCUCGGACUGGAAAGCGGCCGCUUGUUUCACCUGGAAGUUCUGGCGACAGACCGCGGCCAACCACCCCAGUCUUCCACGGGCCUGAUCGAGAUCAUGGUAGGGGACGCGACCUCCACGACCACGCUCCGGUUCCAGAACUUGACGUAUGCAGUCGAGCUCAACGAAAACGCUCCCUCGGGGUCUAAUGUCGUUCAGGUGGCUGCCUUUCGUUCGGAUGGUCGUCGCCACACGAUCGAAUACAGUUUGGGCUCCGGAAACGAAGACGAGAUCUUCGAAAUCGACAAAAAUAGCGGUCUGAUUACGGUACGAGACCCCACUAAAUUGGACUUCGAGAAAAUUCCCCAGAUGAGGCUCAUUGUCGUCGCUCAGACGGAGGAGGAGACGCCGUUGUACGCGUACACCAGCGUACGAAUCACGCUCAUGGACGUCAAUGACAACGCCCCUCGUUUCACGCAAGACAGCUACAUCUCCUACGUGUGGGAAGGCAACAAGAAAGGGGCCUACGUCAUGCAGGUGUUGGCCACAGAUGAUGACACUGGUAUUAAUGCUAAUAUUGUGUACCACAUUGUUGAUGGCAACCAUGACAAUGCCUUUGUGAUUGAUCCGCCCUUUUCUGGGAUAGUCAAGAUUAACAUUGUGCUUGAUCGCGAAAUCAGAGAUGCAUACCGGCUGACCAUCAUUGCCACAGACGAAGGCUCCCCACAGCUGACUGGGACUUGCACCCUCAGAAUCAAAAUAGUGGAUGCCAAUGAUAACCAGCCAACAUUUCCACCACACUCUCUUGUACAAGUUUCUGAGGGUUCUGAAGUGGGAACAGUCAUAACAACGAUCACCGCUAAUGACGUGGACACAAAUCCAGCCAUUACGUAUAAAUUUGCAACGGACGGAAACCCCCACAAUAUGUUCAGCAUCGACAAAUUCAGUGGCAAGAUUACCUUAGCGAUGCCACUCGACCACGAAGCAAGGGCAGAAUACAUGCUGCAGGUGGAGGCCUCGGAUGCAGCUCACACCGCAAGAACUUCCAUUACUGUUCAGGUGGUGGACGAAAAUGACAAUUCUCCCGUGUUCACUCAGCAAGCCUACCAGGUCACGUUGAAAGAGCUCUCCGUGCCCGGGACUUCUGUCAUCAGGGUCAAUGCAACUGAUGCCGAUGCAGGAGCCAACAGUCGCGUGACUUACAGCUUAGGGACAUCAUCAGACGGCGGCUUCUACAUCAGCGAGCGCACAGGUGUCAUCUUCACGAACUCUUCCAUCCAUUACAAUCCUCGUCAGCCAGUCAUCCAGUUGGUGGUCACUGCUAGAGAUAGUGGAAGGCCAUCUCUUGCAGCCGUGGCUGCUGUUAGGAUACAGGUCACUGAUGUGAACGACAACGCGCCAAAGUUCUCUCGUGAAGUGUACACAGCUCAUGUGAGUGAGGAUGCACCAAGAGGCCAUCCCGUCACAAGAGUAUCAGCUUCAGAUAUGGACGAAUCCAGACACAAUCGAAACAUCGACUACAGGAUCGUUGGAGGAAACGAACUGGGCGCUUUCCAGAUCACCAGCAGCACAGGAGAGAUUCUCUUGGUGAAGAGACUUGAUCGAGAGCAGCAUGCAGAAUUUCGUCUCAUAGCUAUGGCUACCGACCGCGGCCGCCCUGCUAAAAAUGCUACAGCAGAAGUUGUGAUUACUGUCGAUGACGUCAAUGACCACGCUCCAGUUUUCAAUCAGAGCGAGUACGCAAUAACAGUGAAUGAAAGUCUGAGCGUAGGCACCACUUUGCUUCAGGUGUCUGCAUCAGACGAUGACAUAGGAGAUAAUGCACUUAUAAGUUACGACAUCACUUCUGGUGAUGAGCAGCAGAUUUUUGCUGUGGAUUCGGAGACAGGGGUUAUCACACUCAGAGAAAUUCUAGAUUACGACACCGUUACUGAGUACAAAUUCAUCGUGCGAGCUUCAGACAGCAGCCGUCAUCAUCCCCUGUCAACUCUAGCAAUUGUUCAUAUCACUCUGGAAGAUGAAAAUGACAAUGCUCCUAUCUUUCCUGUUGAUAAAUACCUGGAAUUUGUGGAAGAGAAUGCCCCAGUAGGCACAACAGUAUUCACAGCACAUGCCAAUGAUGCGGAUAGAGGCCAGUAUGGUGCUCUCAACUACUCAAUUCCUGGUGGAAAAGACAGGGAUAAGUUUUCAGUAAAUCGUGAAAGUGGCGUCGUUAUUACCAAAGCAAUAUUUGAUUAUGAAGCCCAGCAAGUUUACUCAUUCCUUCUGGAGGCCAGGGAUGCUGGAGGAAAGUCUGCCAUUGUCACUGUUGAGGUCCAUAUUGAAAGCAGGGACGAAUUUGCUCCAGAGUUCUUAGAGCGCAGUUAUUACUUUGCUGUUCCAGCCAGUAUGGAAACUGGAAUGGUAGUAGGCCGUGUGGAAGCCACUGAUAAGGAUGACGGACCUGAUGGCCGCAUUUUUUAUUCUCUUCAUUCGACUUCGACUACAUUUAAAAUCAACAGGACAUCUGGUGAAAUAUCUGUCAGGCGUCCAACAACUCGUGAUGAUGGUUUAAUGAGGAUUGAAAUAGUUGCAACAUCCGGACUAGGGGAGGACUCCUUGCGUGCUGUUGCUGUGGCAGAGAUCAAUGUAGGUGGAAGAAAUGGCACGUGGACAAACACAACAGCUGCCACCACUGGUGGGAAAAAUUCGGGGGGAUUGGCUACCUGGGCUAUUGGACUGUUGAUUGCUCUUAUUUUCUUGGUUCUGAUCUUUGGAGGCGCCUUUUUAUUCCUUUACCGGCGCAAUCUUAGGGCGAGGAAGCCUGCAAUGGCAGACCAGUUUGACACAUCAUUCGAUACCAUUGAUAUUCGCCCACAGCCCACCGCACCCGCAGAUCUUUCUCAAUACCCACCACGUUAUGACCUGCAACAUUAUGACCACCAUGGGGAGCGCAGCCAUCACCACGGCAACACCACUUCAGAGAUGAGUGAGCAGAGCCAGAGUGCAAGCAGUGGCCGGGGCAGUGCCGAUGACAACGAAGAUGUAGAAGACGAAGAAAUCCGCAUGAUAAACGAAGGGCCCCUCAUCCAGCAACAGAAGUUGCGGGAACGGCUGGGCCUUCCUGAUUCGGGAAUUCGCGACGACGAUAACAUGAGUGACGUUUCUGUUCAUAAUACUCAGGAAUACUUAGCUCGCCUAGGUAUAGAUACCACAAAAAGUGAAUCUACAAAAGGUUCCCAGGAUCUUGCACACUCCAUGGAAAGCAUGCACAUGUUUGACGACGACGGAGGAGGAGAAGCGGAUGGCAUGGAUAUCAGUAACUUAAUUUAUGCUAAACUUAAUGAAGUGACGCCAGAGGAAGAAUCUUCUAUCAUGGACGGCACGAGGGCAUUUGCAUUUGGUGAUGAAAGUCAGCCCUCCAUGACUGGUUCGUUGAGUUCCAUAGUGCACAGUGAGGAAGAGCUGCAAGGAUCUUACAACUGGGACUACCUACUAGAUUGGGGACCACAGUAUCAGCCUCUAGCACACGUCUUCUCCGAAAUAGCCCGCCUCAAGGAUGACUCCGCACCAAAUUACAGCCGCGAACCCAAAAAAACGCUAAACCCUCAAGUGAAGACAAUUCCUCCACCGUUGCUGACAAGCGUGGCUCCGCGCUCCAUUGCUCCGGUGGCACUCAAUACAGUGCGCACUAGUCAGUUGACCUUACCCUCCCUCCCGCGUUCCCCUAUCAGUCACGAGUCCUCAUUCACUUCUCCUGCUAUGUCACCCUCUUUCAGUCCGUCUUUGUCCCCCCUAGCAACUCGUUCACCAUCCAUCUCGCCACUCAUGACCCCUGGUAGUGUAAGCCAUACAACAUCACCUGCGGCGGCUGCUGCUGCACAGACUUCAGCCACAUCUACACCUCAUCAUGGCCGACCGGUUGGUCAGAGACCAGGGCCAGCUGGUCUAAUGGCUGGUGCUUCAUCAGGCUCAGAAACAGAACUCAGGAUAUAGCCUACAGUUUACUCCUUGACAUGGCAUCAUCAUCAUCACCACCACCAUCACCACCACCAUCAUCACCAUUUUUAACAACAUUUCCAACCUUCAUGAUAAGACAUCCCCAUCAUUGUUUUUUCUUUUCAUCUCAAGUAUUUUAUCCCAAAUGCUCCCCUUUAUGGAGAAGGCAGUGUACAGAUUUAGUGUGUGACACACCAAGUGCCUGUGCAUUUAUCCAAGACAAUACUACACCUGUUUGUGGCCAAAUCAUCAAUGUGAUAUAGUUAUUGAAGUGACGUUGCCAAAUGUACUUAAUGUAUGAUGCUUUGUUUUUGUAUAUUUGUGAAUAUUAAUUGUUAGAAUUAUAUCUAGCAUCAAGUGUUGCAUCAUGCUGCAAGUAAUGCCAAACCUGCUGAGGAAAGAGUGGCCACUCACACAAUGGAAGUGCAUUGGUUCCUGAAAUAAAAAAAGGAAAGAAGAGUCUUUUUUCUGAUCUUUUGAAAGGUAUUGAAUAAUAGGAAGUGACAGAAGGACUUCACUGAAGAAGGAACAGUGUCAGAAGGAGCGAAUGCCAGUGAUUAAUAGGUGCAAGAAACUUUUUUUUUCUAAGAGGAGCACAAGGUUGCUAAUGAACCCAGUGCUAGCAAAACAAGUGCACAAGCUAAUAGAAGACCUUAGAUUUAUUAGGUCUUGAGCAGUUACAAGAAUGUAAUUUGGUACAAUGUGUGUGAAGAAUGAAAUAACGAAAGUGCUAUAACAAAAGUGCUACACCAGUGUUUGAAACUUUUUUUUCUUUCUCUCCUUAAAACAAAACUUGUCUUCCAUUUAUGCGUGGGGUGUAAAUACCUCGGUACUGUGUUAUAUACUACUUAAAAUGCAAGUUCUGUCGAGUGAUGGCAAAUUCCAUGAUAGACUGACCUGAAACAGAGUAGUUUAAACUUAUUUAAAAGCAAAAAAAUUUGAAGCCCCAUUCUUGAGCAGUUUUAGGGUUUGUAAAAUCAUCACCUCACAAAUUUUACUACCAAAAGUGCCACUUACAUAUUGGAUAUACUGCAGUGUACAAUAGUAAUAAUAAUCAUACUGAUCAUCAUAAUAGCAUGCCCUGGGACAUCCUACCCACGACACAAUUCACGUAGUGCUAAGAUUCCUGUCAUCUUUGCAAGUUGAUGCUCCAACCAUGAUUGUACAGUGGCUAUUUUAGUUUGAGAGUUGUCUGCUGUCAUCGUAUGUAAUCUAAAACAGAAUAUUUGCUGUUGCUACUAUUAUUCAUAUUUGAGAUAAUCACGUAUGGUUAUUGGUGGUAAGCAUGCAUGUCUGUUGUUCGUUUUAUGAGUGUUUGUGUCUUUUCCAUUUUCUCUUCCUCGAUUCCAUGCAUACUCUUAGGUACCCAUCAGUUUUGAAAUACAUAGUCAAAUUGUUGAUUCACAUUGUACCUGUAUGUACAUCAAAACAGAUUUGUCCUGAGCCUUUUUUACCAAAGUAUUCUCAUCUGUUUACCUAAUUCAGUAUUUACAUGGUGUGUGAACCCUAGUCUUCGCACUGUAUUUCGCAUUUGUUGAAAGUAUACAAAGGUUUUUUUUUAGGGAUGAAACACCUCAAAACGUUAUUUGCUAUUCCACUUUUUUUGUACCACAUCAGUGCCAUUAUAGCCAAGGUAAUAGUUCCCUUACACAGUAUAGUGCCAAUUGUCUUCCUUAUUUGUGCCUCCAUCAAUCUAGAAUGGAUAUAUAAACUCAUGAUUGUGCCAAGUUUAUGUUACUUGUACUACUAUUACUGCAACAGUUCCCAAUCCACAUUAAGUAACUGUUGGGUAGCAAACAUUAUGGGUAGUGAUUGUGCCAAGUCUCCCAGGUCUUUAACCAGUACGUUUUAUUAGAAGACUGAGGAUUUUUCCAGAUUUUUCCAGUCGUCCGAGGCAGCAGCAAGUUGUGCCUUAAGGCUCCAGUUUCUGACCUACGCUGUCCAGCAGGAUCAUUUUUCGGUUAUUCUGGACAACAAAUGUGCCAAUUAUUCCUCCUUUAUCAUUUCCUCAGUCACUUCUGUGCAUUGGUCUGUUUCAGAAAGUAUAUUUUAAAAAUGCUUAAUGAAAUUUCAUGUUGCCCUUUUAAAUUAUUUUAAAUGACUACUUGAUAAAGUUGAUUCAAUUUUUUUAGGUCUUUUAAUUGUGCAAUGCCAUGUCCUGGUAGAAUUCAUGACUACUUUUGAGUUUGCUCGGAAAAUAUAUACAACUCGCUAUACUCACAAAAUCCAUCACACAUGGUUGAUCUCUUGCAUUAAUUGAUGAUAUUUUUUUUUAGCCUAAGUGUCAAGCUGUCAAUCUGACACUUCCUGCCAAAUCAAAAUGUACCUAUUAUAUAGCAUCACCCUGUCAAAAGACAGGCAACUCUCUUUAUUGUAAAUACCUGUAUUGUUUGUUUCUUAUUUUCUGUACAGUUCAUUUGUGUUCACACAGAAAUUUGUAUAAUUUUGUAUUGUGAUAAUGCUUUAUACCUUGAUGAAGGUAUAAAUUUAAUAAAGAAAUAGUUACA